Mauremys reevesii (Reeves's turtle) is the source of this 2300-nucleotide messenger RNA. It is a transcript of the gene PHYHIPL, whose product is annotated as phytanoyl-CoA 2-hydroxylase interacting protein like. Gene Ontology annotation, cellular component: cytoplasm. The transcript is spliced from 7 exons. Bases 226 to 1626 code for a protein of 466 amino acids. Gene Ontology annotation, molecular function: protein binding. The record is from RefSeq and is a predicted model, not a curated record. Lineage: Eukaryota; Metazoa; Chordata; Testudines; Geoemydidae.
ACUGUAGGGAAUAUCCCAAAACCAAGGGAGCUAUGACAGAGAGGAGCCCAGGGAGCAGGAGGCUCCUGUGGAGAAACAUGAAUGGACUUUGGGACUAGAAGUUUGGGGGCCUAGAGGCCAGUGCCAGGAGGCUAAGCUCCAGCUAGGAAGAGCUAGGAGGAUAGCUUGUGAGAACAGACUGGGACAGAAGAAGAGCUCUGGCUGGGAGAGAAGAAAUCAGAGCUAAUGACAAAUCCGCUCGCUCCUGCCCUGCCUCCACCCCCUACAGCGCGCAGCUCUGCACCCACCGCGCCAGCCCUCCAGCCGCCUCUCUCCGCCGGGAGCCAGAGCCGCUGCCCACCGUGCGGCCGCCCGCAGAAGCCAAGGGAGGAGAAGGAGAAGGGGACAAUGGAGGUUCCGCGCCUGGAUCGCAGCGGCAUGAGCAGCCCCACCAGCCCCUGCGAGGAUGUGAUCAAGAAUCUCAGCCUGGAGGCGAUUCAGCUCUGCGAUAGGGACGGGAAUAAAUCACAAGAUAGUGGGAUUGCAGAGAUGGAAGAACUUCCAGUCCCACACAACAUCAAAAUAAGUAACAUCACAUGUGAUUCUUUCAAGAUUUCAUGGGACAUGGAUUCUAAAUCCAAGGACCGUAUUACUCACUAUUUUAUUGAUCUAAACAAGAAAGAGAACAAGAAUUCCAACAAAUUUAAACACAAGGAUGUACCCACUAAACUGGUUGCAAAAGCUGUUCCUCUCCCUAUGACUGUUCGUGGACACUGGUUCUUGAGCCCAAGAACGGAAUAUACAGUAGCCGUGCAGACGGCAUCAAAGCAAGUUGAUGGGGAUUACGUUGUUUCUGAGUGGAGUGAAAUCAUAGAGUUUUGUACAGGAGAUUAUUCAAAAGUUCAUCUAACACAGCUUUUGGAAAAAGCUGAAGUGAUUGCAGGACGUAUGCUUAAGCUUUCUGUUUUUUAUCGGAAUCAGCACAAAGAAUACUUUGAUUAUAUCAGAAUUUUGGUGCAUAAUUCCCUCAGGAGUAUAGAAUACAUGAAGAUAUUCAGAAACAGGCAAAUUCAGGGUCUUUUACAGUUGGCAAAGAAUUGCUGGCUCAAAAGAGACCAACAUGGAAAUGCAAUGCAGCCUUCUGUCAAGGAUAACAGUGGUAGCCAUGGCUCUCCAAUCAGUGGGAAGUUGGAAGGCAUCUUCUUUAGCUGCAACACUGAGUUUAACACAGGGAAGCCACCACAAGAUUCACCUUAUGGAAGAUACAGGUUUGAGAUUUCAGCCGAAAAACUUUUCAAUCCAAAUACUAACUUGUACUUUGGGGACUUCUACUGCAUGUACACAGCUUAUCACUAUGUCAUUCUUGUUAUUGCCCCUGUUGGCUCACCAGGAGAUGAAUUCUGUAAGCAGCGCCUUCCUCAGCUAAAUUCAAAGGAUAAUAAAUUUCUGACCUGCACUGAAGAAGAUGGCAUCCUGGUUUAUCACCAUGCCCAGGAUGUUAUUUUAGAAGUAAUUUACACUGAUCCUGUGGAUCUUUCCCUUGGCACAGUUGCAGAAAUUACUGGUCAUCAGGUAAUGAGCUCGUCUACUGCAAAUGCAAAAAAAGAUCCCAGUUGCAAGACCUGCAACAUCAGUGUUGGACGUUAAUCCCUACCCCAUUACUUAGGAGCCUUUGAACCUCUGUUGUCCAUUUCCAUUGUCAGAUGUUCUCUUCAGAAGCAUGCACAUGCCGCUGUCACCAAAAGCAAACACCAGUUUUUCAAAUUCAUUAAUAGCAUUUUUAGUAUAACUUCCCUCCUUCCUUCUGAUAGUUUAUAGCAUUAGGGGAACAGAAGUCCUGGAUUUUCUUUCUGACAACAUUUACACCUAGAUGCUGCAAUUUUUGUUUUUGUUUGUUUGUUCCUGGCCAAACAUAACAAAAACCUAUAUAAAAUGCUUUAGCAAAAUACAAAUAAUGGCUUAUAAUGGUGUUUAAAUAUGCAUUUAUUUUAAUCUACUGAACAAACACUGGGAUAACUCCAAACAGCAUGAAAGGUUGUAAUUGCAGCAUGAUUUAAAUCUCGAAGCCUAGAAAUGUCAGCACUUCCAACUUGUUGUUUGACAGUGUUAUUUAUAUUAGCUAACUGGAAACAAAAAUUGUGUUUAAACAUAAUAAAUAUAAUAGAAAAAUAUUUUAUUUGUACUGUUGUAUAAAAUAUUAUACAAUCAUAUAGAAUAUAUAGAGUACAUUUUAAUAGCAAUUGUAUACGUCAUGAAACCAUUUUCUCUUAUCAAAGAUGUAGUUUGUAAACCUCAAAUAGUUGUGUAUCUGUUCCUGUUGC